AUGGUCGUCAGGGUCCAGUAUCAACCACCCAACUCUCCCUCCCCUCCUCAUCCGCGCAUCCCAAGCUCGUUCAUGCGCAGCACCCAACUCUCCCUCCCCUCCUCAUCCGCGCAUCCCAAGCUCGUUCAUGCGCAGCACCCAACUCUCUCCAUCCCCUACUCACCCGCGCAUCCCAAGCUCGUUCAUGCGCAGCACCCAACUCUCCCAUCCCCUACUCACCCGCGCAUCCCCCUCUCGUUCAUGCGCAGCACCCAACUCUCCCUCCCCUCCUCAUCCGCGCAUCCCAAGCUCGUUCAUGCGCAGCACCCAACUCUCCCAUCCCCUACUCACCCGCGCAUCCCAAGCUCGUUCAUGCGCAGCACCCAACUCUCCCAUCCCCUACUCAUCCGCGCAUCCCAUGCGCCUCCAUGCGCAGCUCCCAACUCUCCCUCCCCUACUCAUCCGCGCAUCCCAUGCCUGUGCAUGCGCAGCUCCCAACUCUCCCUCCCCUUCUCAUCCGCGCAUCCCAUGCCUGUCCAUGCGCAGCUCCCAACUGUCCCUCCCCUACUCAUCCGCGCAUCCAAUGCCUGUCCAUGCGCAGCUCCCACCACUCCCUCCCCUACUCAUCCGCGCAUCCCAUGCCUGUGCAUGCGCAGCUCCCAACUCUCCCUCCCCUUCUCAUCCGCGCAUCCCAUGCCUGUCCAUGCGCGGCCUAUCCCACACCACACUCCUCCACUCAUCCGCCAGAUGCACGGCGUGCAUACACAUACAUCGAUGGCGUUUAACUGGAUCGAUGCUGCCCACGCCGUCGCUUCUGACUCCGUGACCCAUGCGUAG
Molecule: messenger RNA, 816 nt
Organism: Closterium sp. NIES-65
Lineage: Eukaryota; Viridiplantae; Streptophyta; Zygnematophyceae; Desmidiales; Closteriaceae
Source: the annotation of a GenBank genome assembly